Hevea brasiliensis (rubber tree) is the source of this 2241-nucleotide messenger RNA. RefSeq names its product phosphatidylinositol/phosphatidylcholine transfer protein SFH3. Lineage: Eukaryota; Viridiplantae; Streptophyta; Magnoliopsida; Malpighiales; Euphorbiaceae. The transcript has 15 exons. The record is from RefSeq and is a predicted model, not a curated record. The coding region runs from base 267 to 2006 and encodes 579 amino acids.
ACAAAGAAAGGUCACUCAUCUCUAUUUCUGUCAAUAUCAUAUAUAUUUUUCUCUCCAUUUUUGGAGCCGUCCUCUCAGGGCCUCUGAUUUCAGAGAUUAUUUCUGUUAUCAAGUAUCUAUACAUAUGUGCUCUAAUUGUUUCCUACGUUCUUGCCAGAAGGCAUGAAAAUAUUUCGUGAGGGGCAAUUGUUUAUUGGUGCUUCAACCUCCUGUUACUUUUAAUUAUCAUCUCGAGUUGAUAGGCUUUUCAGAAUUUAAUCAUAGCAAUGGCCGACCCUAUGUCUGGGCCGCUUGAUCGACAAAUGAUACCAGGUCUGGAAAAAUCCAGCAUUGAGAUCAUUGAGGAAGAGAGGAAGACUAGGCUUGGAUCUCUGAAGAAGAAGGCAAUUAAUGCCUCCAACAAGUUCAGGAAUUCUUUUACAAAGAAGGGCCGCAGACAUAGCAGAGUGAUGUCUGUUGCAAUUGAUGAUAACCUUGAUGCAGAGGAAUUACAAGCAGUGGAUGCAUUUCGUCAAGUACUUAUCCUUGAUGAGCUACUGCCUUCUAAGCAUGAUGAUCACCAUAUGAUGCUCAGAUUUUUGAAGGCCAGAAAAUUUGAUAUUGAAAAAGCAAAGCAAAUGUGGUCUGAUAUGCUCCAGUGGAGGAAGGAAUUUGGUACUGACACAAUCAUGGAGGACUUAGAGUUCCAGGAAUUAGAUGAAGUUGUGAAAUACUAUCCACAAGGAUACCAUGGGGUUGAUAAGGAAGGACGACCUGUUUACAUUGAAAAACUGGGUGAAGUUGAUGCUAACAAGCUGCUGCAAGUCACGACUUUGGAUCGAUAUGUGAAGUACCAUGUGCGGGAAUUUGAGAAAGCCUUCACUUAUAAGCUCCCAGCUUGUUCAAUUGCAGCAAAGAUGCACGUUGACCAGAGCACCACCAUUUUGGAUGUGCAAGGAGUGGGUCUCAAACACUUCAGCAAAACUGCAAGGGAUCUUAUCACGCGCAUUCAAAAGAUUGAUGGUGACAAUUACCCUGAGACCCUAAACCGCAUGUUCAUCAUCAAUGGUGGUUCUGGUUUUAGGCUUCUAUGGAACACUGUUAAGUCAUUCCUUGACCCUAAGACUGCUUCCAAAAUCCAUGUCCUGGGUGGCAAAUAUCAGAGCAAGUUGCUUGAAAUAAUUGAUGCUUGUGAGCUGCCAGAGUUUUUGGGUGGUACUUGUACUUGUGCUGAUAAGGGUGGCUGUAUGCGUUCUGAUAAGGGUCCAUGGAAUGAUCCUGAAAUAAUGAAGAUGGUUCAAAAUGGUGUAGCCAAAUGCAAUAGGAGAACUUUGUCAGGAAUUGAGGAGAAGACAAUAUCUGAAGAUGAGAAUGCAUGCACGAAGAUGGAGAGAGGCGAUUCUUUGGUUGUAGAAACAGCUGUGGAUUUUGAGCAUAAAAAAUAUCCAGGUCCUGAAAAAUUUCCUAUUAGCAAAAAGUGCAACAUUACCAACAACUGUAACACCAUUCCAAUGGUUGACAAGUCUGUGGAUGCUGCUUGGCCUACUAAAAUGCAGCAUGGAUACAACAUCUCUAAAGGCGAUGCUUGUAAGUCUGAUGGAAUAACCAAUCCAAUAAUUAGUGGGUUUUUCGCCUUUGUGAUGGGAAUCAUCACCAUGGUUCGCAUGACACGAAACAUGCCAAGAAAACUUACUGAAGCUGCUAUUUAUGGCAGUCAGGCUUACUAUGACAAUGGAAUGAUGAAAAACCAUGCAAUGCCAGCACCAUCCAUCUCUACCGUUGAAUACAAGAACAUGAUGAUGCGCAUGGCUGAAAUGGAAGAGAAGUUGAAUUUUCUCAUCUCAAGAGCUGGUGCUAUGCCUCCUGAGAAAGAGGAAAUGCUGAAUGCUGCUUUAAGACGCACUGAUGUCCUGGAACAAGAGCUGUUAGCAACCAAGAAGGCACUUGAGGAUGCAACUGCUAAACAGCAGGAACUCCUAGAAUACAUUGAAAAGAAAAAGAAGAAGAAGAAGUAUUUUGUUUUUUGAAUGAUGAAUCCAUAACGCUAAGUGAGGUGAAAAGUGCUGGUUUUUCUGCAAUGCUCCAAACGAUAACUUGAGAACUUACUGAUACUGGAGGCAAUUAAUUAGAAAUCUUUGCCCCAUAUUUUGUUAUUAUUUAAAAUCAUUUUCAGCUUUGUGCAACUUUUGGUUUAUUUUUCAUAAUUGUGCAUGUUGGAAUGAUUAUUGACUUUGGUUGAUUUGAAUGGAUUGAUCUUUUCCA